Messenger RNA from Candida tropicalis MYA-3404, 1512 nucleotides. RefSeq lists its product as uncharacterized. The transcript has a single exon. Bases 1 to 1512 code for a protein of 503 amino acids. The record is from RefSeq and is a predicted model, not a curated record. Lineage: Eukaryota; Fungi; Ascomycota; Pichiomycetes; Serinales; Debaryomycetaceae.
AUGUUUGAAGCAUUAUUCAAGAAAAAGAAGGUGACUCCAAAUAAUGAAUUGAGUGGAUUACCUGCUACAAGUUUAGGGCUUUCCUCCGGUGCAAGAUACAUCAAUGGAUUGGAUUCUGCUAAAGAGGAAUAUACAACUUGGGAUUUAUUUGUGGUUCAUGUUUUAAGAGUAAUGUUAAAUUUUACAAUAUUUGCAUAUAUGAGAUUAUUAUAUGUGCAUUCAUUAAUUGUAAAUACCUGGGAAUUAGUGCAAAUUGUUUAUUUUGAUUUAAGAUAUAAGUUUGCUUCUCAUGAAACUGAUCCUACAAAACGAUAUGUCCAAACCAUCAUUGACGAAAGUAUUUUCUACUGGGAAAUGUUGUGGUAUAUUCCUGUUGUUAUUUGGAAAGUAUUCAACCCAAGGACUGGGACUCCAGUGGGAUUAGCUAAAUGUAUGGAAUAUAUCCCAAAAAUUAACAAUCCAAAAUCAAUAGCAUUAAUAUUGCAACUCAACCCGCCGAUGUUGGUUCCUCCUCCAGAAAUUCCACAACCAUAUUUAGAUGCCGAUAGGAAAAUAAGAAUUCCAGAAAAGAAAGAAGUUCAAUAUGUGAUUGCUAUUAGAAAUGAAUAUUUUACACAAUGUAAAACCCAUAUUGCUGCAGAAAGAGUAAGGUUAUUGCGUGAAAUGGGUCGCUUCAUAACUUGGUGUUGUUUAGUACCAAGUAUUAUUGAGGUUACCAUAUUUGAAAAACUGGGUGCAUGUUGGGAUGGUGAUAGUAAUUUUAUUGACUCCAUAAAGAAUGCAAUUUUAGUAGAAUUAGUUGCACUUGCCAAUACAUUUGAUCCGGAUGAGUUGAAACUGUUUAAGAAAAUCCUACCUCAGAUCGCUUUACUUGACAAAUAUUCUAAGGUCACAUAUAUUGUUAAUGAUGGAGAAGCUGAGUUGCAAAAUGAAGGACCUGAUAUUACUGUUGAUGAUAUUUUGAGUUCAUAUGGUGAUCAAAGGAAGCUACUCGUGAAUUUAUGUGAUCAUAGAGUUAGAUCAGUGAACUACCCUAAAUUAGUUGAACAUAUUGUUCAAGAGGACUUGCAACCAAAUGAUCGUAUUUUCAAUGAAGAAUUCCCUCCGUCUUCUGAUCUUGUGAUUGCACCAGCUAACCAUGGCCAUUAUAUAAGUAAAUGCAGCGGGUUUGCAUGUGUUGAUUCUGAUAUUAAGAAAAAAAUCAAAUCGAUAGUAUAUUUUUCACACAUUAAAUUUGGCUACCCGUUCUUCUCACGUUCAAUGUACCAUUAUGCAUUGGAAUUCCCUUUUAGAUUAGGAGAUAAUUUUGAUGAUGAUGAGGAGGAAUAUGUAAAUGAUGGAACUGCAAGACCAAGAGAUCAGUCAACUGCCGAUACUGUUCCACCAUCUGAAGAAAUGAUGAAUGUUUUCAAAAGAAUAAGUACUUCUUCACUUCGACCAUCAUCUGGGUUUAGUAGUAGAAUUUCACGUAUUCCAAGUCCAAGAUCAAUGAUUGCUAAAAGUUUAUCAUAA